AUGGACACAGGGCAUCGUGUGGCGGCGUACCGCUUCGUUGCCUAUGCGGCGGUCACAUUCUCUGUGGUUGCCGUACUUUCGGUCUGCGUCACACUGCCAAUGGUUUACAACUACAUCCACCAUGUGAAACGAUCAAUGCGUCAGGAAAUCAAAUUUUGUAAGGGUUCAGCCAAGGAUAUCUGGGGCGAAGUGACACACAUGAGGAACGCUCCCGUAGCGAACAGGACUGCUCGACAUGUGGGAGGCGGAGGAGGAGGAGGAGGCUCAUGUGAGGCAUGCUGUCUACCAGGCCCUCCUGGUCCUCGCGGAACGCCGGGCAGACCCGGUCGACCAGGCGCCCCAGGCGCACCUGGAAUGCCUGGUGCUCCUGGACGCCCACCGGCACAACCAUGCGAGCCUGUAACUCCUCCACCAUGUCGACCAUGUCCUCCAGGACCAGCUGGACCUCCAGGACCAUUGGGAGCACCCGGAGCACCUGGAGCACCUGGAGCUGCUGGAAUGGCGGCCGCCGCCGCACCACCAGGGCCGCCUGGACCAAAAGGACCACCUGGAAGGCCUGGAAGUCCAGGAGCGCCUGGAGCGCCUGGACAGCCUGGAGAGAACGCUGUCGGAGGGCCAGUUUUACCAAGCGCUCCGGGACCUAUGGGACCACCUGGACCAAUGGGACCACCAGGACCAAAUGGAGCGCCUGGAUUCGCUGGACAAAUGGGACCACCAGGACCGAAAGGACCACCUGGCCCAGCUGGAAUGCCUGGACCUCCUGGACAACCUGGUGCACCAGGAAUGGCCGGUGCGGCUGGUGCAGCCGGUAACCGUGGAAUUUGUCCGAAAUACUGUGCCAUUGACGGUGGAGUGUUCUUCGAGGAUGGAACACGUCGUCGUCGUUGA
Messenger RNA from Ostertagia ostertagi, 888 nucleotides. NCBI's taxonomy places the organism in Eukaryota, Metazoa, Nematoda, Chromadorea, Rhabditida, Trichostrongylidae. The record is from the annotation of a GenBank genome assembly.